Messenger RNA from Rotaria sordida, 501 nucleotides. The record is from the annotation of a GenBank genome assembly. Lineage: Eukaryota; Metazoa; Rotifera; Eurotatoria; Philodinida; Philodinidae.
AUGCCAAUAUGUUCAACAUCAUUUAAAAAUUUUGAAAGAUUAAGUACACAUGAUUUAUUAUCCUAUGAACAACUUUCAUGUAAUACUAUAUUAACAUCAAUUCAUAAACAAUUAUUAAAUUUAUAUGACCUAUAUGAUGAAUAUUUUCGUACAUUAAAUGAUGUCAUUAAUAAGUUAGGGUUUAUAAAAAUCUGGUAUGUUACUUGGACAAAAACAACAAACGAAUAUAGUGAAUUAUUUAUAAAUGAACAUGUUAAUAAAGAACAAGAAAUAAUUGAUCGGUUAUCAAUAAUAUCAUCAUCAGAUAGUAUUCUUAUUGAACCUGUUGAAGAAUUAUGUGAACAUAUUAAACAACCAUCAACAUUACCAUUGUUACUUGCAUAUAUUGAUUUGUCAGAUUGUUUAAUGAAUAAAAUGAUUUUGGAAUUUGCUGCAUCAAUACAACAUUUAUAUCCUCAAAUAGUUGCAUAUACAGUUUCUGCCGUUCUUUUUGUGCUUUAA